AUGAACAAGCCAACAAACCAAGAGCAAUCCGAGCCGGAGAUCGUAUGCAUGACCAACUCCAUAAAAAUUUUCCGUUUUUACGGAAUAUUUCCACCGCGAGGAAAACUCGUAAAUCCGGGCAAAACGUUCUACGUUAAAUUCGCAUUAAUCGCCGCCGCCGCUUCUCCAAUACUAAUCGGCAGCGCGCUGCAUUUGAUUAAAAAUAUAAACGAUCACUCGUUUAAUCGCACCGAACUCGACAUCACCUACAUCGUCUCGAUGAGCGCCGGAUACGGAUUAAUCUGCUCCUACUUCACCAAAGUCUCUACAGCGGUUCGGCUCUACGCGGGCCUAUCGAACUUCCAGCGCUUCGAAAAACCCAUCGACUUCGACGAAACCAACGGCAAAUACAACAAAUACGCCGUCCUGCACUAUUGCUACCUGCAAUGCAUCGUCGCGUGCAUCCUAAUCGGCUCGAACGUGUUCAAAGCCGGCGCCUGUCGAGAGGAAAACGAAACAAAAGGCCUGAGCGAAGUUUGCGGGCUGUUCGCUUACACUUGGCUACCUUUCGACGUGGAUUUUUUCCCGGCCAAACAGCUGUACGUUUUUUCGCAACUCUUCGGCGCCGAUUACGUUUACAUGAUUAGCGGAUUAGCCGCUUGGACGGUGAUGGAAAGCGUCGAACAUCUAGCGGUUAGAAUCAGACACGUUUCUCGCCUGUUCGACGGGGCUUUGAAGGAGCCCGAUCCUUGCAUCAGAAGGAACAUGUUUCGCAAAGCUGUGGAGUAUCACAAAUUCGUUUUAAGUUUGGAGAGUCAACUUAAUGAAACGUUUAAUGUAUUUAUGUUCACUCAUAUGGUGAUGACUGCGCCAAUUAUAGGUUACGGAUUUUACGCUUACAUUAAGUCGGGGACUUUAGCAUCGCUUCUGUUGGCAAUCGGAUGGUUAAACGGGCUGUUUAUGGACUGCAGGAGCGGUCAAAGACUACAAGACGAAAGCGAUUUGUUGGCGAUGGGUUUGUAUAGAGCGAACUGGUUGGAUUGCGAGAUUGAUCUGAAACGGGAUAUCGUGUUUGUGCUGAUGAGAUGCAAGAGGAGGAUGGUACUGAGAGCCGCUUCGUUCGGUAUAAUGAAUCAUCCGAUGUUUUUGGCGGUAUUAAAAGCGGCCUAUUCGUACGUUGCUCUGAUGAAACAGAAAGAGAAUCGAAAUACAUCCGUUUAG
Molecule: messenger RNA, 1200 nt
Organism: Phyllotreta striolata
Lineage: Eukaryota; Metazoa; Arthropoda; Insecta; Coleoptera; Chrysomelidae
Source: the annotation of a GenBank genome assembly